CAUUGAUAUGAAGAUAUACCAUUAUUAAUAAAAUUUUAUCAGAUAUUAAUUAUUAUUGUAUAGUUAUAUUAAGUUCGGAAAUACACUGCAAGAAAUACUGUGAUUAUGAAGGUGCUUGCUUUAAGUGUUAUUUACUUUGUAACAAUAUGUAAUGGGAGUCCAACGAGCAGGAUCGCGGGUGGAAAUGUUAGACCAAUCUCCCAACAUCCGUAUGUUGUACCCUUGCUGAACAAUCUGGAAGGUGGAUCUUACAGACAGCUCUGCGGAGGGACAAUACUCAGUAACAACGCCAUCUUGUCUGCUGCGUCUUGCUUCUUCACUGGUACGAGCGCCCAUGACGCUUUUUCUUGGCGGGCUAGAGUCGGCUCAUCUUACGCAAAUAAAGGAGGCUUGGUGUAUAUUGUAAGACGUAUAACCACCCACCCAGACUUCGAGUCCAUUACUAAAGUAAAUGACAUUGCGGUUCUGAGGACUACGCUAAAUGUGGUUUAUGGGGUGAAUGUACAGUCUAUUUACUUGCCUGGUACUAAUUACCAACUUCCAAGUGGUGCUCCAGUAAAAGCUGUUGGAUGGGGCGUCACAAGGGCAAAUGGGGAUCUAUCACCAGAACUUCGUGAGGUUGAGAUCUGGGUGACCGACCAGGCGACGUGCGCAAGCCGCUAUAGUGAGCUCGGCUUCACUAUCACUGACAACAUGCUGUGCGCUGGUUGGAUCAACGUUGGUAUUCGUGGGCAGUGCCAUGGAGAUACAGGAGGACCUUUAGUACACAACAACGUGGUGGUCGGGGUGUACUCCUGGAGUGAAGGUUGCGCUGGCAACAGAUACACCGGUAUCAACACUAGAGUUGCAUCUUACAACAGGUGGAUAGAAAGUGUGGCCAUUGCCCCGUAAACAUGAACCUUUAAUAAAGAUAUUGUUUAAUUUCA
Messenger RNA from Leptidea sinapis, 926 nucleotides. Its product is annotated as trypsin, alkaline A-like. The record is from RefSeq and is a predicted model, not a curated record. Gene Ontology annotation, biological process: proteolysis. Gene Ontology annotation, molecular function: serine-type endopeptidase activity. Bases 106 to 891 code for a protein of 261 amino acids. The transcript is spliced from 5 exons. Lineage: Eukaryota; Metazoa; Arthropoda; Insecta; Lepidoptera; Pieridae.